Messenger RNA from Hyalella azteca, 2592 nucleotides. RefSeq lists its product as uncharacterized. NCBI's taxonomy places the organism in Eukaryota, Metazoa, Arthropoda, Malacostraca, Amphipoda, Hyalellidae. Gene Ontology annotation, biological process: male meiosis cytokinesis; spermatogenesis. The record is from RefSeq and is a predicted model, not a curated record. Bases 185 to 2305 code for a protein of 706 amino acids. The transcript has 15 exons.
UUCAAAUUUCUGCUGUGCUCAUCGCGGGAAAGAGGUAGAGGUUCACACUUCACAGUUUCACACGUCAUUCGUCAGGGUCAGUUCCUGUGCCCGAGAAGGGCUUGACGAGUUCUCAAUUGUUACUCAGCGCCGGUGGACGGUGGUCGUCAUAACAUAACGGCUCUCCAAUCCAAUAGAUUUCAUCAUGGAUGUGUUUACAGUGUCAUGGGACCCUGAAGACCACAUACAAGAAUUGUGUAAAAUUUUAAAAGAUGGAGGUGUUGAUAGCGCAGAAAAGAACCUUGUUGAAUAUGUUGUGGACUCAAUUGAACCAGCUGGCUGGAGGGCUGCGUGGCGACCUGACUUCUACAGAGCUCCUCCGGGCACAUCAAAACUCAAUUAUGAUUUUCUUGGCCAGCAUGAAUAUAUAGUUGAUGUGCUGGACGUCAGUCAGGAGAAGCUGGAAGCAACAGUCGAGAUUGUGAGCUCCGUUGCGGAGUUCAUCAAAAGCUUGAAGAAUUUGUCCAGCUGUCAAAAGAAUCAACUUGAUAUGAAGCCUAAGAGCUGCCUCAUUGAAGGAGAUGAAGAGGACACUGUACGUAAAAUUAGUUCUUCUUCACCCACACAAGAGAAGAAGGUGAGAAGGUGUGAUGUGAAGCAAAGCUCUGGGAUAAUCACCGGCACUAAAGUGCAUGCAUUAUCCGAGCUCAGGAAGCAGAACGAUCUCACUAUCAAUCAUGGAACUGAGAUGGACGUUGAUGAAAUGAUGAGUGCAGGUUCAGAGAAUUCCAACGUGGAGCAAAAAUUCAUAAACAUUGAUAACUCAAAAAAGUUCAGUGAAUCACAGGAAAAACCUUUAGACAAAGCCAACAACAUAGCAUUAGCUGCUGGCACCAUCAUCAACGUUCGGGUAUGGGAGUUGACUCCGCUUGUGGAGCAGGAAAAUCACGUCCUUGAUGUGGAGACGACGGCCGAGGUGACUGCUCUUGUAAGGUUCUUUUAUAAGCACAUUUUCUAUCCAUGGGAUGCGGAAGCAGACUAUUGCUGCUACAAUGAAGCCACCAUUGCUGACCGACACUUGCUGUACCGGGAGCUGCAAGGCGAGGUGCCCGGGAUCCCCACGGCCGUGGCUGCACAGAUGCACAGAGACGUCAGGGACGCUUGGCUUGCCCUAUCCGCCAUUGAUAAGUUGGAGGCAGCAUGCGGGGUGCGGCGUGAUGGCUGCGAGGUUGAUGCUGGCGACGUACAGCAGCUCAGCAAACUGCAUAGCAAACUGCAGGCUCUUCGUGAACACUUCGAGAAACUCAGAGACCCCGUUAUGAGGGAGUUAUGCAUGCAGCGCGGCACGGAGCUCAGUCAGACCCACAACAGCUCGGGCUACGACAGCUCCAGCGCCGUCCUUUGUGGCGCUGCUAACAACGUGUGGCUGGUGGGCCGCUGCAGCUCCAUGAAGCAGCUGCAACAGCUCAUGCAACGUCUGCCAGACCUCGUCUCGAAGUUGUACCCUCAGUGCACGGAGUGGAACGUGUUGCUGGAGAGCUUCUUGCAGCCUGCACUGGACCACUGCAGUGGAGGCGACCUGCUCCUGCUCCUGCCCGGUCAUCACCUGCUGCAGAGUCUGGGGCCUCUUGCCGUCGCAGGGGGCGCCAUUCAUGGGAUUGGCGAUGGCGUGAUCAUCGGGAGCGGCGUGGGCGCUGGUGACGUCAUGAUGCACGUCGGCAUCAUCGACAGCAAACUCAAGACUGCACCAGAAGCACCGGACUUGUGUUUGAGGAACGUUACGCUGAGGCCUUUAGCCCACCAGACAGCACUGCUCGUCCACAGCUGUACGGUGCUUCUCGACAAUUGUUUUGUGCAAGGCUGCCGCGGAGGCGUGAUUGUCGCUUCAGAAUCCAGUACUGCAGACAGUGAAAACGAAAGAAAGAAGCGCGUGGGCGUGUGCAAGGUACAGGGCGGCAGCCUGGGCCCCUGUGAAGAUGUGGGCGCCGACGUGAGGGAGGACGCUCUGCUGCACCUCACCCACACCGCCGUCAGCAGCUGCCUUGUGGCUCUCCGCCUACACGCGCGAGCUAAGGUGUCGCUGUCACACGUGCAUCUGUCAGACAACGCGACGUGCGCCGUUGAACUUCGGGACGCACGCGACCUGCCUCGCCCUGACCAGAUCCUGACGUCUAAGGGCGGCCGCAGCCUUCACGCUCUCGACCAACAACACUUAUCUCAAGUGUGCGACGUCUACGAGGAGGUGACGUUUUCUAACAAUUUCUGCGAUGUCGCCGCAGAAGCGGACACUCUCGAUGUCUCAGGUAUUGGCCUUAUGGAGUCCUGAGGAGUUCUACAACCUGUUCUUUGUUGCCGAGUUUUAAGUUCAACACACGGGAGAAAUCACUGGCUCUUUAUGCAUGAAAAUGUCAAUUUUUUAACCCCUGUUCGCUUUGUAUUAUCUCAAAUAAACGUUGUUUUUAUCGUGUUUUGGCAUGUAAAAAAUUUUUGUCUGGUGAGCUGGAGGAUCUCAGAAAGAAAUAACUAGCUGUUUCCUUGACUCAUUUUAGUUGUGACCGUUGCUGGGAAAAUUUUAUUACUAGAAGUUGAAGUUGUAUGGUGAAAUAAUAUUCA